Anopheles marshallii is the source of this 1650-nucleotide messenger RNA. Its product is annotated as agrin. NCBI's taxonomy places the organism in Eukaryota, Metazoa, Arthropoda, Insecta, Diptera, Culicidae. Gene Ontology annotation, molecular function: protein binding. Gene Ontology annotation, biological process: cell differentiation; multicellular organism development. The record is from RefSeq and is a predicted model, not a curated record. The transcript is spliced from 6 exons. The coding region runs from base 1 to 1650 and encodes 549 amino acids.
AUGUGGAAACUGGUGACGCUGUUGGCGGUGCUGUUCGCAUUCGAGGCCAGUUUUGCAAAAGAGUCCAUCCCUUCGCUGAUCGAUACAGACACACACGGUGCGGAUGGUCCCACCGGCAGACAGAGCAAAGCCGUUUCGACCCACUGCCCACGCUCCUGCCCGGUACAGAGCGCCCCGCAGGAACCCGUCUGCGGUAGCGACGGUCUGAUCUACGCCAAUCUGUGCGAGAUGAAGAAGAAAACGUGUACGAAGGCGGCACCGAAUGCGGUCACCGAGGACAAGGCCGGCUGUGAACGGUCGAAGGGAUCGCCGUGCAAUCAUCGCUGCCCGACCGAGAAGGAUCUCGUGUGUGGAACGGAUGGCCGGACCUAUCUGAACCGGUGCAUGCUGCGUGUGCAGGCCUGCCGUGUUGGGACGGCGGCCGUUUCGCUGGCCCAUGUUGGUCCGUGCGCGAACGGAAGCGUUAUACGCGAAUCUUGCCCGGUUGAUUGUAACAGUGCCCCUCAGGAUGGUCCUGUUUGCGCAUCGGACGGUAACGUGUACAACUCCACCUGUCAGAUGAAGCUGAUCACCUGCGGACAGGGUGUGGUCCGCACCAGCCGUAAACACUGCCAAAGCACACGGAAUUGUCGGGAGUCGUGUUGGCGUGUAGCCCGCCCGACCUGCGGCUCGGACGGUCGCCUAUACGCUAGCGCCUGUAAGAUGCGUGCGUCCAACUGCGGCAAGCACGUGUUCGAGGUACCGAUCUCGUACUGCAUGUCACAGGAGCGUGCCGGCGGCAGUUCGCACAGUGCCAGCAACAAGAUCGAAGACUGUCCGACCGAAUGUCCCAAGGAUGCGCAGCAGAUGAUCUGUGGCAGCGAUGGCAACAUAUACACCUCAAUGUGCGAGCUGAAGAUGCUUAACUGCGGGCAGAAGAAAAAGAUUCAGGCACUUACGCUGGACCGUUGCAAGCAGAAGAUGAACCGAUGCAAAUCGUUGCCCGCCUGCAAACAGCACUCCAAGAACGGGGCCUCUUUCUUCGGCGACCAGAAGGACAUGCUGUGCGGCACAGAUUCGAAAACGUACAACAAUGAGUGCGAGCUGGCCAGAGCAACCUGCCUCCGUGGCGUACAGUUGGCUCACAUCGGGCCCUGCACACAGCUGAAAUCGAAGGUGGAUGUGACGGACUGCAGCAGCUGUACGUACGAUGAGGAACAGAAUGGUCCACUUUGCGGCUCGGACGGCAAUACCUACAAGUCGCGGUGUGAGAUGAAGCAGAAGACGUGCGGUCUGCGGGUAGUACCAGUGUCACUGAAGAACUGUGCCACCACGGCGCUGUGUGAGGCAAACUGUGAACAGCAACCGACCAGCUACGUGUGCGGCUCCGACAACAAGCUGUACCCGAACGAGUGCCACAUGCGACGGGAGAACUGUGGACGCCAUAUGUUCCUGGUGCCGAUGAAGCGUUGCCUAGCCGCGUUCACGUUCAAGGGUUGCUCCAAGAUCUGUCCACAGGAGUUCGAGCCAGUGUGCGGCACGGAUGGCAAGACGUACUCCAACGAGUGUUUCCUGAGCAUCGAAAACUGCCGAUCGCGAUCGAUGGUGCAGAAAAAGCACGUCGGGCCAUGUGGACGACCCGAGGAACCCUCGCACAACUAUCUCUACUAA